Balaenoptera musculus (blue whale) is the source of this 4027-nucleotide messenger RNA. It is a transcript of the gene SPATA4, whose product is annotated as spermatogenesis associated 4. Lineage: Eukaryota; Metazoa; Chordata; Mammalia; Artiodactyla; Balaenopteridae. The record is from RefSeq and is a predicted model, not a curated record. Gene Ontology annotation, molecular function: microtubule binding. Gene Ontology annotation, biological process: regulation of cytoskeleton organization; negative regulation of execution phase of apoptosis. Bases 347 to 1129 code for a protein of 260 amino acids. Gene Ontology annotation, cellular component: axoneme. The transcript has 6 exons.
AAAUAGGAUGGAGCAUUUCACUCAAUCGAUCAAUCAAUCAAUCAUUACAUAGACUUGAGCUACUACAGACUGCUUUGGUGACUACAAAAAAAGUAAGAGUCCAGGCUCUUUCUUCAGAGACACUGGACAUUAAUACUAGUGGCCGUUAAUAUUUGCUCUGGGAGUGCAAACUAAAUUCCAUAAAAAUAAUGACUUUGUUGCAGGCAAGGAGUCUGGUUUACUAAUUUCGGUAUUCCUCGAGAAAGACACGCCUGAAAAUUUCAGUGUGCGUAGGUAUCACAUGGGCAUCUUGUUAAAAUGCAGGUUCGAUACAAAUUAAUAGUUUGGGGUUCAUAAAAAGAACACCAUGGCCUUUGGUGUGUGUCAUCUUACCCAAAGGCUAUUCCAUAGCAGGUCCUCCUUGGAGCAAUGGUCCAACAAAAUUCUGGAUUUUUCAAAUGGCUUCCUGAUAGCAGAAAUAUUCACUGUACACUACCCCCGGGACCUUACAUUGUCAUCCUUUAAAAAUGGGACUUCUUUAAAAGUCAAGCUGGAUAACUGGACACAGUUGGAAAAGUUCCUGGCGAGAAAAAAACUUAGAUUACCUAAAGAACUAAUCCACGGAACAAUUCAUUGUAAAGCCGGAGUACCUGAAAUACUGAUACAGGAGGUGUACACCUUGUUAACACAUCGAGAAAUUAAAAGUAUCCAGGAUGACCUUGUGAAUUUCACAGACUACAGUUACCAGAUGCAGUUGCCCCUGGUCUCCAGAUCGACAGCUUCAAAGUCUAUUAAAGAUAACAUUAGGUUAUCAGAAUUAAUAGGCAAUCCGAACAAGCUCAACAAUGAACAUAAAGUAGAGUUCCUCUUCCUUUUACAAAUGUUGCAAAGAAAAUUGAGCAGAAAACUGAAUCCAAAAUGGUUUGAGGUCAAACCAACAGUGGGAGAAUCGACUUUCAGUCAUGGUCCUGCCCAAGCCUCUGGGUGCAAAUGUAAUUCAGUCAUUUCGAAGGAAAGAGUUGCUCCUGUGUGUUGUAAUGGUGGCAAUCCACUUAAAGAAAUUCACGUGAAGCAAGCUGGAAAACAUUCUUUUGACUCUGUGAAACCUAUCAGAAACAUGGAAAAGGAACCCAGAAGAGCACCUGUCUAAUGGGCUUUGAAGAAGCGAUGCCACCACCUCUUGCCACUCUAAAGGGAUACAAUCACCUAGUCUUGGAUAUAUUUCAAUAAUAAGUAAAUUAAAGGGUGUCUUAUCUAUAGUUGGGCUGAAGAACGUAUUUUUUAAUUCAAUUCAACAACCAUUUAUUCAACACCUGCACCUAGUAGUGUUGAAAAUACAAAAUCAGUUUAAUUAGUAUAGAAUGAACAAAAAUAAUUUUAAAGGUACAGUUAAACAUAAUUCACCAUGACGAGUAAGAAUUCUUUCUCAUAAAUUUUGUAGGAAUGGCGAAUCUACUUUGUAAUAUGUUUUCCUCACUAGAAAGAAAAGAGCCAUGCUACUAAUAUGCCUGAUAUUAUUUAUUUACACGUCAUGUUCAUCAACAAAAUUUAUUCUGAAUGAUUAUUGCUAUUAUACAUAGGCCCAUAGACAAUCUUGCCCACUUCCAUAAAUAACUUUACUUAAGCCAUUAAAAAAAAAUAGUCAUCUUUCCUUUUGAUACUGAGUUGUGGGGAAGGAAAAUCAUGUUUUACUUGGAAUUUCAUUCUGGUGUUUAGCAAACAAUUUAGUUUGAUUAAAAAAAAUGCCUCCUGCUUGCUGCCAUGCCCCAUAUUUUUACUGAAGGGAAACAAAAGCAGUGAUAUCCUGAAAGACUGAUGAUAUUUCAUAUAUUCUUGGUAAUUUAAAAUUCAUAUUUGGAAAAUUUUCUUCAAGUGGAAUUUUUCAUGUUUUUAUGCUAUCUCAUUAAUAGUGUCAUUUGACUUCCAAGAUGAGUAUUACUAAUGCUGAAUUCCAUGAUAUGCUUGUCAAUUUCCAACAAAACUCUAUUAGUUUUUCUGCAUUUUUGAAGGCUUAGAGAGUUUAAUUAGAAUUUCUACCUCCAGAGACUUCCUUGUUUAAUCUUACCUUUCUGGAUAGGUAAUAUUUAGUAAAAGAAAUUAACGAGAGCCCUGAUGAAAUCGAUGACUUCUUGGGAAAGGUUUAGAAAAUUAUGAGAAUAAUUUUUAAGCCAUAAAAUAUAGUUCCUUAGGAAAGGAUUUUAGAAACAAGUCUUCUGAAGCUCAGCUAGAAAAACGUCCAGAGAAAAGGAUUAGAUUUGGAUAAACAGUCAAAUAAUAAAUUUCUUUAUUCUCUUGACUCUGUGCUCCAUCUCCUGAAAAAGCUAAUCACUCAUGGCCUGACCUUGGUUAAGUUCCCAAGACCCCUGUGGGACCUACGGAGAGUUUUGAAAAUACAGGAGAGUCUGGAAGCUUCAUUUCAUAGUGACUAAGGAAAUGAAGGAAGCGGGGAUAUGGUGAAAGUAGGUAACGUCAAGAGCUUCUUAAGAUGAGUUGUGUCAACAGAAGCCAACACUUCAGGCAAAUCUAAGGAAGGUCAUUUUCUUCACAAAGAUCUUUGACAGAAGGAAGCAGUGAACUAUUCUAGGAGCUACAGCAGCCCCUAUAGGAACAGAACCUUUCAAUCAAUUGGCAGAAUGCUUAUCACGGGAAUGGAAGCCUCUGUGAUAUGCUGUUUGUAUUAAUUAGUAAGCCUCUUUUUUCUCUCUUUUAUACUAAUUCUGGGGUUUAUUGUAGUCAGUGUUUCUUACAAGUGGAUAAUCAUCCUCGUGAACAGUCCAAUCACAUGAUUUUUCUAGGUUUCUAAGCAGGGUAAUAACCCAGAUGGACAGCACAGCCCUUCAUACCUCUGAUGACUUUAACCCAGAAUUUAGCGAGAGAUGGUGUCCUCUCUAUGGUGGUCCUAGGGACAAGACUAAUGUUCAUCUUAGCAGUUAACUGUGUCAUAUCUGGCUUUAACUGCAGUAUUUAUUAAAAUCAUUGUCUAAUGAGACUUCUUUCAUAAAAGCAUACUUAAACUUGCAAACUAAUUUGUCCACAUUAUCAGUAAUAUGGACACCUUCAAAUAAACACAAGUUCAUGUUCUUUGUUUGGGUUUUCAUGCAUACUAAAUAUAACAAUGAAAUUUAACUUUAUAAAUUUUUAAAACUUUUGUUUUUCAUAUUAAGACAUACAGAUCAACAUAGUCAAAUGACAUUUUAUGAAGAAUUAAUAGUCAUAAUAUUAAGGUGUAGAACAUUGUUGAAGUCAAGGAAUAAUAGAAUUGCAUUUGAAUCAAUCAUAUUUAGGUUUUAGACAAAUAUUGGGUUAUACCUCAAUGGUCUUCAUGUGAUAAAGUGUUGUAAGAUCUUUUUCAUACUUUAUACAUUAAAAUAUUAUUUCCUGCAUUCAUUAAAAAUACAGAAGAAUGUAACAAUUGUUUAUAUAUGUAUAACUUAAUAUCUUUGAAGUAUUUAAAGCACAAAUUUAGGGUUUUUAAUCUAUUUUAAAACAAAACAGAGAAUGAUAGUAGGAUUUAGACUGACACUUUUUAAGAGAGGAGAUUUCAGUACAUAUAUGCCAAUUAAUAAUACCUCUCACCUAAAAAAAAAAAAAAUCUGAAUUACACGUAUCACCAAGGGUUAAAAAGUACUUCUCAGAUACGAUUUACAUUACCCAUUGCAUCUCUGAGUUGUAUACAUUCUCUUCUAUAAUAUUAACUAUUUUCUUUAUAAAAUGGAAUUUUAGGCUAAAAUGCUUUUUUUGUGGAGUUAGAAGUAGGUCAGUGUGAUAGACAGGUACAUAAUAUAUAUUGUUUUCUGUUUUAAGAAGCUUAAGAAAAAUUUUAAAGUAUUUAAAUGCAACAAGUUUAAAGAUAAUAAAAACCACCAUUAUUCUAGUUAUAUGAGCUCACUCCCUAAUUAGACAAAACAUCUGUAUUAUAAAUCUUGUAAAACAGCUUGAGUAUCAAAGUACUAUUCUUCCUAGUGUGCAUUCAUUUCAUAAAUUUCGAAGUCAGAAUUCUAGUACAAUUGAAAUACUUGUCGUCACGCCUCAGGCUUUUUAAAAAUAU